AUGGCCGACAAUAAUCUUCACAGCUUUCUGCUCCAUGAUAUCCGAGAACUCGAGAGUUCGGCCUUUAUCCGCGACCCCAACACGACAGUGUGGGUGUAUGUCGAUGGGAGUACCCGAGGCACAGAAUUAGAGAAUGUGGUAGACAUGGAUGGCAUGCUCAUACCCGACAAUUUCACAAACGCACACAUUUUGCAAUUUAUCCAAGAUUCCUUUGUCCUAGUUCAAGAUCUAGGCGAGGUCAACUCGGAUGAUCCCGCCACUAUUGAAUUGUUCCUUUCCACGGCUCUUUCUAGCUGUGUGGAGAAAAGACAAGAGCAAUUCAUGCUCCUCAUGAGUUCCCAUGGAUCGGGAUAUGGAUUUGGAGGAGAUGAAGUGCAUGCCAGGAGGAGGCGAUUGGUGGCCCGAAAUCAAAACAUUGCUGCAGCGAUCGGAAAUGCCCUAACUCUAACCGAUGGUGCCCCUGAAAAAUUGAUCGUGUUGGCAUUUGAUGCUUGUUUAGAGGAGAAUGGGGUCAACAAAAUACCCGUGCUAUACUUUCCCCCAGGCGUCAACGAAGAUACCAAAUUGGAAAUCCAAACUCAGAUGGAGAGCUUCAACUUUACCAUUGAAGCGGCCGAGGCAAUGGGAGGGCUAUGGAGUGACCUUCUGUUCGACCCCUUGAGUGUUCAGACGAAUGACGCUGGAAACUUGACAAUUCCGUUCGAUCUGGUGACCCUCUACACUCCUGGACCUGGAGGUUCCAUCGCAGAGACGGACAAGGCGGACGGAGGUUUCCUUGUCCCGGUCCUCUACGUGGAGGGUUUAAUUGCUGGGUUUCCUUUUUCCGUCCUCCUUGGUGGAUUCUGGAACACUAUUAUCGAGUGGAAACAAGAUGUGGGGUUGGCACUGUCCCCGAUUCCUGCAGAGGAGACCGCUGCCGGGCUCGGCGUUACAUUCUCAGUGGUUGACUUGGUAGCUUAUGACUUUGUGGCAGAAGGGGAAGAGCCAAAAACCCAAUUCAACUACUUUGUCAUUGAACACGCUCCAGAUGGGACACUGCAAUCCAUCGAAGGCAACGACCCCGACCCUGGAGCAGAUUCUUCCGCUGUCAGAGUUGCAAAUGUGAUUUUGCCCGCAUUCUUGGUGGCCUUGACGUCAGCUUUCAUUCUCUAG
This is a messenger RNA of Seminavis robusta, 1152 nucleotides long. The record is from the annotation of a GenBank genome assembly. NCBI's taxonomy places the organism in Eukaryota, Bacillariophyta, Bacillariophyceae, Naviculales, Naviculaceae.